AUGGCGGGCCGAAGCUCUUCAAGCUCGCGGCGCGUGCCAGUACAAGUGACGGCCACUCUUAAAUCUCUACAGCGCGAGUACGGAUCGCUGUACAACAUCGUGCGUCUCUCCAUCCGCACGGACCUGCCAGACAUGCCGCCAUCCGGCCUCUUCGACGAGCCCAUGGACGACCCUGCCGAGACCCUCGCAGCACAAGCUGCAGCGGACGCGGCAGCAGGGGGGUUGGAGGAAGGGGUGGAGGCGGCAGGACGGCCGUUGGAUGCUGCGUUGGCGUACUCGUAUGAUGCCCAGAGGGACUCUGCUGCUGCGCUGGGGUCGAUGCUGGAGAUCCAACAGAGGGUGCAGCAACAGAUAUCAGCCAUGAGUGCUGCAGGGUCCGCCCUCGGACCUCACUCCACCUCCCCAUCGCAACCAACCGCCUCCAACCCCUCCAACCCCUCAGCACAUUCCUCCCAGCCGGCAAUACCAUCCUCUACAGCCGCUACAGCCGCAGCAGCGGCGUCUGUAGCGGCAGCAGGCGGCGGCAGCAGCCCCUUUGCGAGCCUGUGGAAGAACAUGGCCUCUCAACUCUCCCGCGCUUUUGAAACGCUGCUGCCUCCCCCCUCGCCUGAUGAUGCUCCCUUGGGAGGAAGCACUGGGGCUGGGGGGAUAGCUGCUCGGACAGCGGCAGGGGCAGCAGGGGCAUCAGGGGCAGCAGGGGCGGCAGGAGCGGCAGGGAUAGAAGCAGGGGCAGCAGCGGCGGCUCUGACUGGGAUUGGAGGAGGUGCAGUAGCAGGAGCAGGAGGGGUGGGUUUGGUUGUGGGUGAGAGCGGAGUGGCCGCAGUGGAGGAGGCGUGGGGGGGAAACGUGCAGUCUGGGAGCAACGGUGUCAUUGAUAUCACACCGCAAGCCCCCCUGGCAGGAGCGCAGAGCAGCCUAGUUCGGCUGGCGGGGGAGGUGCGAUCUAACGACGCUCUUAUCUCGUCAGUCAACCGUGAAAUGGAGGAGGAGCGGCAGCGGCUGCUGAACAAGGCGCAAUCGGUGGCACAGGAGGUGCAGCAGCGAGUGACGGUGGGGGAUAUGGAGGCCGUGGUGGGUGCAGCGGUAGAGACGAUGCAAUCGGAACUGCAGGCAGCACAGCAGCGCACUCGCCAGCUUCUCAUACAGGUGGAGCUGAAGGAUCGCGAGAUGAGGCUGAGGCGCGAGGAGUGGGAGAAGGAACGGUCCUCCAUGGUGGCCUCUCUGCAGCAGCUCGUACUCGCUAAAGGCGGAUCCGUUAGCAGCGGCAGCAACAGCGUUGAGCACAGGGAUGGGCUCGAUAGAAACGGAUCCAGUGAAGAAGCUGAGCUGGCAACCGCUGCCCGGCUGGAGCGUGUGGCGGACGUGCUCGGGCGGGAGAUCGCCAAAUUGCGGCGCGACAAACGGGCCCUGGAGUCCCGCGCGCAGCUGCUGACGUGGCGGCUCGAGGCGGUGCAUGCCAAGCUGGCGGCGGUGUUUGGGGAGCUGGUGGGGGUGAGGGAGGCGAUGAGUGAGGGGAGGGUGGAAGAGGGAAUGGCGAUUUUGGAAGGGGUGAUUGGGGAGGUGGGGAGGUGGACUAGUAACACUGCUAUGGAGCAAGGUGGACAGGGAAUGGGAGGAGAGAGAGGAGGAGUGAGUGGGGAGGAGGGGAGGAGCGAUGGGGAGGUGGUGGCGGGGUGGUGGGAUGACUCACCUCCUGGGGAGUGGGCGGAGUUUGGGAAGAGUGAAAAUGAAUUGGAGAGCGGGGGUGGGUUGGACGAGGAGAGGAGGAAGGAGGAGAGGAGGAGGGAGGAGCUGAUGGCUCUGGUGGGGGUGGAUGGGGAGGAGGGGGGGGCGGGUGGGGAAGGGGUGAUUACAGUGUUCUAUGAGACUGGGUGGGAGCAGGCAUUCAUUCACCACAGUGGAACAGCUUCAGGUUGGACUGCUGUGCCUGGUGUGAGAAUGAAGGACUCUACUGCCAAGGGACCGGCUGGCUUUCCUCUCAAGGUGUACUCCAUAAGAGCAUCCUCGCUUGAGUUUGUGACCAACAAUGGGGCAGCUACAUGGGACAG
Molecule: messenger RNA, 2048 nt
Organism: Closterium sp. Naga37s-1
Lineage: Eukaryota; Viridiplantae; Streptophyta; Zygnematophyceae; Desmidiales; Closteriaceae
Source: the annotation of a GenBank genome assembly